Lachancea meyersii CBS 8951 is the source of this 5871-nucleotide messenger RNA. The record is from the annotation of a GenBank genome assembly. Lineage: Eukaryota; Fungi; Ascomycota; Saccharomycetes; Saccharomycetales; Saccharomycetaceae.
AUGUCGACGCAAUACUCAAUUGACUCUGUCGGGUCUUACAUGCAGGCCAUGAACAGCAUGGUCUCAGCAGCUCAAAACUUCAGAUUUGGAUCCAAUAUGCCUAUUCCACCAGAAAUCGACAACGAGGUCGAUCAGCAAAAGAGCGAUUCUUACGUGCAACUGACAACACUGUCUCAGGACAGAAAUGAAUGGGACGAUAUUUUUGACAGCUUUGGAGAGCUGUCGCGGGAAAAUGCGCUCAGGGCCAUAAGAGAAGUGACCUCGGACGACAAUGGCUCAUUCGAUAUUUUGAAGGACUUGCGAGGCCUUGUUGAAAACGGGCCAACGAACGUUGAUAGUCAAACUUUAAUACAGACUUUACUGGCUUUACUGAAAACUGAUGAUCUCAAUAUACUGCAAACCGAACUUUUCGACUUUUUAGGCGACGAAAACAUUACAUUGAUUUCCUUUUUGAUAGAGAAUCGUGAGUUUCUGCUAGCCAUAUCCCAAGAGGAACUCCAAAAAUCAUUUGAAAAACCUUCAGACGAAGAGAGAUUUCUGUCUGAGAAGGAAAUUCGUGAAAGCGUUCUUAAGACGGCACAAGACAUAAAAAACUUGCAGUUGAAUCCAUUACAGAAGGAAGAACAGUAUCCACACGUCUUUCGAAAAUCAGAAGCUGGAUCAAGUUGCACGCUCUCGUUUACCGGUCAAAAAUUUGCGUUGCCUGUGGGCACUACAAGGCAGUCUUACGCCUCCCGAGAAGAGAUUAUAAUACCGUGUGCGGAUAAAGGUUUUCAGAGAUCUCUGAGAUUCAAAUCCAUCAAGGUUGCUGACCUCGAUAAGUUUUGCACCUCGGUGUUUAGUUAUGAGUCUCUAAACGCCAUUCAAAGUUUGGUAUACCCCGUCGCAUAUGAAACAAAUGAAAAUAUGCUUAUCUGUGCUCCCACAGGUGCUGGUAAAACAGAUAUUGCGUUACUUACCAUCUUGAAUACAAUAAGACAGUUUUCAGAGAUAGACGAAGAAGAAAACAUUGGCAUUGAGUAUGAUUCUUUCAAGAUUGUUUAUGUCGCCCCACUAAAAGCGUUGGCAGCUGAAAUCGUCGAGAAGUUCAGGAAAAAGCUGUCAGUUUUUGAUGUCAAGGUGCGGGAGCUUACUGGUGAUAUGCAACUAACCAAAGCUGAAAUUAUGGAGACUCAAGUUAUUGUCACAACUCCGGAAAAAUGGGAUGUUGUUACAAGAAAAGCAAACGGAGACAACGAUUUAGUAUCUAAGAUCAAGCUUCUGAUUAUCGAUGAGGUUCAUUUGCUACAUGAAGAAAGAGGUUCUGUGGUAGAAACGCUGGUGGCCCGUACAUUGCGCCAGGUCGAACGGUCACAGUCAAUGAUUAGAAUCCUUGGUCUUUCGGCCACACUUCCUAAUUUCAUUGAUGUUGCAGACUUCUUGGGAGUCAACAGACAUGUCGGUAUGUUUUAUUUCGAUCAAUCGUUCCGUCCCAAGCCGUUAGAACAACAGUUGUUGGGCGUUCGCGGAAGAGCAGGAAGCAAACAAGCUAGAGAAAACAUUGACAAUGCUGCUUACGAGAAAAUGAUAGAUAUGAUUGAGCGAGGAAAUCAAGUCAUGGUAUUCGUGCAUUCGAGAAAAGAUACUGUAAAAAGUGCUCGAACUUUUAUUUCUAUGGCUCAAUCCAGGCACGAAAUAGACCUAUUCACUGAAGCCUCGACGAUCAGAGACUCUUUUUCUAGAGAAAUGACGAAUAACAAGGACAAGGAUAUCAAAGAGUUGUUUCAAUCAGGGUUUGGUGUGCACCACGCGGGUAUGUCACGAUCUGAUCGUAACCUCUCUGAAAAAAUGUUCAAAUAUGGUGCGAUUAAUGUACUUAUUUGCACAGCAACCCUAGCGUGGGGUGUCAAUUUACCCGCGGACUGUGUUAUUAUAAAGGGCACCCAAGUUUAUGACUCCAAAAAGGGUGGAUACGCUGACUUAGGGAUCUCAGAUGUGAUUCAAAUUUUUGGUCGUGCCGGUAGGCCAGGUUUCGGCUCUGAGCACGGUACUGGUAUACUUUGUACCACUAGCGACAGCCUCGAUGAUUACGUUUCACUUAUUACUCAGCAGCAUCCCAUCGAAUCGAAACUGGGGAGCAAAAUUGUCGAUAAUCUUAACGCUGAAAUAUCUCUUGGGAGUGUCACAAACGUGGAGGAGGGUAUUCAAUGGCUUGGAUACACAUAUCUAUAUGUGAGAAUGAAAAAAAAUCCGUUCAGCUAUGGUAUAAACUGGGACGAACUCAAGGAGGAUCCUCAGCUGUAUGAGCGGAGAAGAAAAAUGAUUAUUACUGCAGCAAAAAGGCUACACACUUUGCAGAUGAUUGUGUUCGACGAGGUGUCGCUAAACUUUAUUCCCAAAGACUUAGGUCGUAUCUCGUCCGAUUUCUAUUUGUUGAACGAAUCAGUUGAGAUUUUCAACUCACUGUGCAACCCUAGCGCAACCGAAGCGGACGUACUGUCUAUGAUCAGCAUGAGCAGUGAGUUCGACAAUAUGAAAUUUAGGGACGAAGAGGCAACAGAGCUUUCUCGUUUGAUGGACAAUUCCGUGGAGUGCCAGAUAGGCGGUGAGGUCGAGUCGGCACAAGGCAAGACCAAUAUACUGCUGCAGUCGUACAUUUCAGGAGCUCGAAUAUUUGACUCAGCUCUCUCGUCUGACGCCAAUUACGUUGCUCAAAACUCCAUCAGAAUUUGCAGAGCGCUAUUUUUAGUCGGCGUCAAUAGGAGAUGGGGCAAUUUCUCCAAAGUAAUGCUUGAUAUUUGCAAAUCCAUUGAGAAGAGAAUGUGGGCUUUCGAGCACCCAUUGUGCCAAUUUGAAUUACCAGAACCCGUGACAAGACGGCUUCGAGAGAAGAAACCAUCUAUGGACAGUCUUUUGGACUUAGAUCCAGAAGAACUCGGUGAGCUCGUGCACAACAAGAAGGUCGGAAAUAAGCUCUACAUCAUAUUGAACAAGUUCCCUAUUAUUGACAUUAAUGCGGAAAUAUUCCCAAUCACCACCAAUGUUAUGAGGGUUCACGUCACGCUGAUUCCAUCUUUUCAAUGGGACAUUAGAGUACACGGCAAUGCGCAAUUUUUUUGGCUCUUUGUUGAAGAAUCCGACAGGUCUCAUCUGCUGCAUGUCGAGAAGCUGAUUAUUAACAAACGCCAAAUGUCCAACCCACAUGAAAUAGAUUUUAUGAUUCCACUCUCAGAUCCCUUGCCACCUCAAGUCGUCGCGCGAGUUGUUUCCGAUGUUUGGAUCGGGAGUGAUUCCUCCCAAAUAAUCUCGUUUCAACACCUCAUUAGACCUCAUAACGAAACUUUGCAAACCAAAUUGCAAAGACUUAGACCAUUGCCGAUUACGGCUCUCCAAAAUGAGCUUUUGGAAGAAAUAUACCCCUUCAAGUAUUUCAACCCGAUGCAAACCAUGACUUUUCACACUCUUUACAACACCAAUAACAGUGUCUUUGUAGGGUCACCAACUGGGUCUGGUAAGACUAUAGUAGCAGAAAUCGCUAUGUGGAAUGCUUUCAGGUCGUUUCCUGGAAGUAAGGUGGUUUAUAUUGCUCCUAUGAAGGCAUUGGUGAAAGAAAGAGUCACAGAGUGGAGGAAAAAGAUUACCCCUGUGACUGGGGACAAAGUCGUCGAGCUGACCGGUGAUUCUCUUCCCGAUCCAAAAGAUGUUAGAGACGCAACAAUCAUCAUUACUACGCCCGAAAAGUUCGAUGGUAUCUCACGUAAUUGGCAGACUCGUAAGUUUGUUCAAGAGGUAUCUUUGAUUAUUAUGGAUGAAAUUCACUUACUGGCAAGUGAUCGUGGGCCAAUUUUGGAGAUGAUUGUAAGUCGUAUGAACUACGUGGCUGCUCAGACAAAGAAGCCAGUUAGACUUCUCGGGAUGUCAACUGCCGUUUCAAAUGCCUACGAUAUGGGUGGUUGGCUAGGAGUCAAAGAUGACGGGUUGUACAACUUUUCAUCCAGUGUUCGUCCUGUUCCCUUGAAAAUGUAUAUUGAUGGGUUCCCGGAUAACCUUGCAUUUUGCCCGCUCAUGAAAACAAUGAACAAACCUGCUUUCAUGGCAAUCAAACAGCACUCUCCUGAGAAACCGGUUUUGAUUUUCGUAGCAUCGCGUAGGCAAACUCGCCUAACUGCUCUCGAUUUAAUUCACCUCUGUGGUAUGGAGAGCAAUCCCAGACGAUUUUUGAAAAUCUAUGACGAAGAAGAACUUCAAUACUAUUUGUCUCAAGUGUCCGACGAGACUCUUAAGUUGGCACUACAGUUUGGAAUCGGUCUCCAUCAUGCAGGGCUUGUGGAAAAAGAUCGGUUCAUUUCUCAUGAACUGUUUCAAAAGAACAAGAUCCAAGUCUUGGUGGCUACAUCGACUUUAGCCUGGGGUGUAAACUUGCCUGCUCAUCUAGUUAUCAUCAAGGGAACUCAAUUUUUUGAUGCCAAAAUCGAAGGAUACCGUGAUAUGGACCUUACUGAUAUCUUACAGAUGAUGGGAAGAGCGGGUAGACCUGCCUAUGAUACAUCUGGUACCGCCAUCGUUUACACCAAACAGUCAAAGAAAAUGUUCUAUAAGCACUUUUUGAACAUCGGAUUUCCAGUUGAGUCAUCCUUGCAUAAAGUUUUGGAUGAUCACUUGGGUGCCGAGAUUGCAUCCGGUUCGAUAUGCAACAAGCAACAAGCAAUGGACUUUUUGAGUUGGACAUUUUUCUUCAGAAGAGCCCAUCAUAAUCCAACAUACUAUGGCAUUUUGGAAGAUACGUCUGCAAGUGGCAUCAACAAACACCUAAGUGACCUCAUUGAUGAAACGCUCGAAAACUUGGCAGAGUCCAGCUGCGUUUUGAUGAAGGGAACUGAAAUUGAGCCCUUGCCUUUUCUGAGUAUUUCAUCCUACUAUUAUAUUUCUCACAAGACCAUUCGUCAACUACUCAAAGGCAUACGCAAUAAUGCAACAUUUCAGGAUGUGUUGAAGUGGCUUUCUGUUGCUGUUGAAUUUGACGAGUUGCCGGUCAGAAAUGGGGAAAUAAUUAUGAAUGUCGAGAUGUCGGCGCAAUCUCGUUACUCAAUUGAAAGUACGUUUACAGGGGAUGACGAGCGCCCUAUGUGGGACCCUCACUUGAAAGCAUUUUUGCUAUUACAAGCGUUUUUCAGUCGUGUGGACCUGCCCAUAGCUGACUAUCAUCAGGAUCAGAUCUCCGUCCUAGAUCAGGCAUUGCGUAUUCUCCAGGCAUAUGCUGAUGUUGCAGGGGAGCUCGGAUACUACUCUACUGUGCUAACAGUCAUCAAGGUUAUGCAAUGUGUGAAGCAAGGCUGCUGGUACGAGGAUGAUCCCGUCAGUCUUCUCCCGGGUGUUAGUCUUAAGAGACUUCCCGACUCGAAGUUUGGAGAAUCUGGUUUCCCAAUUGAAAGUGUUGCUUCGACGAGUCUAGAUGACGUUGGAAAGCUAGGCUACAAAAAACUUGAACAACUAGCCAAAAAACUCAAUGUCACAGAGGAAUCUGUCGGUGAUUUUGUUCAGCAGGCCAUGAGAUUGCCUGUUCUCACAGAUAUUCAAGUCGAACCUCAGGAAAGUCCGGAGACUUUGGUUAUUUCCGCUAGACAUGCUGGAUCCAAAGUCAACAGAAAUUUCGAGGUUUACUGUGACAGGUUCCCCAAAGUGCAGAAAGAAUUGUGGUUUAUUAUCGGUUACCAAGGUCAAGAGCUUUUGAUGGUCAAGAGAUGCCAACCCAGAAAGAAAAAUAGAAGCGUUGUUUUGAGUUGCGAUUUCAUCAUAGCCGAGGAAUUACAGGGCCAGAAGGUUAACUUCACUAUUAUAAACGACGCGCUGGAUAUCAGGUACGAGUUGGAGCAUACUUUAGCAGCACGUUAG